Molecule: messenger RNA, 6584 nt
Organism: Dermacentor andersoni
Lineage: Eukaryota; Metazoa; Arthropoda; Arachnida; Ixodida; Ixodidae
Product: receptor-type tyrosine-protein phosphatase T-like
Biological process (GO): protein dephosphorylation
Molecular function (GO): protein tyrosine phosphatase activity; protein binding
Source: RefSeq, a predicted model, not a curated record
GCGUGCCCCGCGCUGCGCGGGUCCGCAGGACGUGGGGGCAACGAGUGGCAGCGGCGUUUGGUGACGUCAUUUCCGCUCCGGAGACAGGCCGGGCGCCGAGCUAUCUGUCUCUCCGGGAAACCGCAGCCCGCGAGCUUGCCGGGGAGCACAGCAUCGAGAGUCCACGUAGUAGCUGGUCCGCUCAAAGCCGGGCGUGUUACGGACACGCCGCCGAGGCGCGAGGACUGCUCGCGGGGACCCCGUUCCCCCCUCCUUCCCCCUUCUCUUGAGUUAGCCCCGCGUGUAGUCGUGCGAGCGGCAAGGGUCGACCCCGAGAGCGCCGACGAAGAGCUUAAGAACCGCGGCGACGGCUCUCGCCCCCGCCCCCGGGGCAGUUAGGGCAAUUACAGCUCAUCGCGGACCUCUUCUAGCUCAUCCAGCGACACCCCGGGUGAGGGUGACGCCGGUGUCUGUUUGUCUGUGUGUCUGUCUGCGCUGUGCCCGAGAGCGCCAGUGUGGGACGCCCGGCGCAACUGGAGCAACAGAUAGCAGCCAGCGAGUCGGCCAUUGUCUCGUCGUCUUGUGGCGGGAAGAUCCAGAAGGACCAGCUUCCUGAGCGAGCACCUCCUUCCUGCCCAGGACAGCGAGAAAAGCGUGUCUUGCGGUUCCUCCCUGCGCGUCGUGCGGUUCUGCGCGUUGUGGAUGUGCGCCUCCCAGACUCCGUUCCUUUUUCUUGGCCAGUGUAUCUUCGGCUAAGCCCGUUGAGUGGCAGGAACGCAAGACCAGUAGUGAGCAGGAUUAGGAUGUGCCUCGUGCAUCAAGCGUGAUGUUCUCUCCGGGCGUUGUCCUGAUACUUUUGGGUGCCUACGUCACGGGUGCGAGAUGCACCACUAUCGGCUGCACGGAGACUGCUGAAGAUUUCAUUCGUAAUACUUGUGGAUACGAACAAGUCUGCACUGUGCACUGCUUGUCGUCAUGUCUUACCAGGGACGACGCACAUGUUUAUGGAACAGUUUUCUACUCAACGAGGUCAUCCUUGUGCAAGAGCGCACUCCAUGACUUGCGAAUAUCGGCCUGGAACACUUCGGCGCUGACCGCAUCCUUCACAGUAUACAGAAAGGAGCGCCAGGACUUCGCAGCUUCGACGCGAUAUGGGGUUACUUCCGAAAGCUACUUCUCGAACUCCGAGUAUUUCAACUUCUCAUCUCCUCGACUCAAAGAGGACGUACUGGACAUCACGGCACUCCAUAGAAAUUUUAUCUAUGACGAGAAAAGCAUGUCGGCACUGGAGUGCCAUGGGCCAGAGGGUCGGGCCAUAUAUUUUGACUAUGCUAUCAAAGAAAUUCCUUUCAAAAACUUGACUCUUCGACCCGAGCCUCAGAAAGGUGUUUAUAGAUUGACGUUUCCGAAAAAUUCCUACGCCCAUUCAAGAACAAAUGUGUUUUGGUGCCAAGUGGAAAGCACAACUCUCUCUUACGUUGGUUCUCCGGCUAUGUAUUACGACAGACCAGGACCACAUUUUCUGCCCUUGAACUACACAGUAACGGCAAGCCUCAACGAAAUGGUGAACCUCCAAGUACAGCCGGGACCUGGUGACGACCAAGAUGCUCGCGUGUCCUCCUGGAAUAGGGUGAACGCAGUGGGAAACGCCACUGACAAACUUUCGAGCACCCGCGCAGCGUCUUCCUCCUGGCAGGUGCAGAGAGCCGGCUUACAGCACAAUGGAGUGUACGUGGCGAGCGGCAUGAAUACCAGAUCACCCGGCAAAAACAGAGCAGUCUUCAGAGUCAUCGUGCGCACUUGCUCCCACGGAACCUACGGUCCCGAAUGCAAUUUCGUGUGCCCGCCAUGCCAAAAUGGCGGCGUAUGUCACGACAUCAGCGGCCAGUGCAUCUGCCCACCUGGAUUCAGAGGACAGGUUUGCGAUGCAACCUGUGGUGACGACUAUUUCGGCCAAACCUGCGCACGUCGUUGUUCAGACACAAAUCGUGACAAGAAGGACACGACGUGCAGAGGUAUACUGAUAUGCCUUCCGGACCCUUACGGCUGCUCCUGUGGGACAGGCUACUAUGGCCCCUUCUGCAACCAAACGUGUCCCCCACAUCAAUACGGAGCAGACUGCAAGCAACGGCGCAUCUGCUUCUGCCAGACGAAGGAGUACUGCGACAUCUACACGGGCACAUGUCUCCAGGACCGCGGCAAGUGUCGCCAGGGCUGGAAAAAUUCGCCUUACUGCGACCAAAGCUAUCCUCUUCUGACUGAUGGACCUGCUGUAAGCGCUGUAACGGACAAAGAAGCAAGGGUGCAGUUCAGUGCUUGGCGCCGCGGUGUAGAUGCGGGUGAGGGCAAACCACUGGAGUAUCGGGUUCAGUAUAAGGCCGAGAACGAAACAUGGAGCAUCAAGACCAUGAAGGCGGUGGACAAACAGACGACGUAUGCCACAGUGGUGAAAGGACUGCGCAGUGGCACCUUCUAUGAUCUCCGUGUCCUGGUCAUCGAUCAAGACAAAAACUUCAGGGAAUAUGGCGCAAACGUCACCCGCUUCCGAACCGCUUGCGGAGAACCCAAGCUACCUCCCCAGAACGUGGUGAUAGACAACAGCAGCACAAGUCAAAUCAUCGUCAGAUGGACGAACCCUACCAAGGAGUCCUGGCAGUGCUGGAGUGUGAAUGCAGUACUAGAAGUGAACGGAACACCGUUGGAAUUCAACCUGACCGAGUCUAGUACGACACCCGGAAACGUGUACAGUAUUCCGGUGACUCCGUACACUGCUGUGGCAAUACGACUGCGGCUGAGAACCCCUGACAACAAAAACAGCUCGUGGACCAAGAUACGGAGAGUGACGUCAGCGGAGGAUGCUCCCAGCGUGGUCCCAUACGUGAAGCUGCUCCGAAGUGGCUCUCGCUACGUGGAGCUUUCCUGGGGCCCGCCGCAAGAGGAAAACGGCGUCCUUCGAAAUUACCGCGUCGUGUACACGCCACUGGCUCGGCGGAUACAGGCCUGCAAGCAGCUAAUACAGCGAGACACGGAGGUGAUGGUGCCGCCGAGACACCACAGCGUGAACCUGACGGGACUGCGCCCGUACACCAAGUACCGAUUCUCCGUGGCUGCCCUGACCAUAAAGUACGGUCCGGAAAUGAACGCCACGUUCGACACGGAACAAGCGAUUCCCGAGGGAGCUCCGACUCAGGUGCAGCACACGAGGUAUACAAGGAGCACCGACACCCUGACGUGGGGCGAUGUUCCCUGUGAACAACGCCACGGACCCAUCGUUUCCUACUACCUCGAAAUGGACAGCGUUGACCCCUGGGAGACCGAACUGAGAAGUUUGACUGUCACUCGUCCAUCGGCCAGUUUCCGAGACCUGGUGUCGUACACCCGCUACAGAGCGAAGGUAUACGCCGAGAAUGGCGCGGGUAGAUCACCCUUGUUCGCGUCUCUGAACUUCACCACGCCAUCCUCUCCUCCACCAGCUCCCGAAACCCUCGAGUACGACCAGCCGUCUCAAGACAGCGUAUCGCUCAUGUGGAAGGCUCCCUAUCCCCCUGCCGGCACGUUGGAGCACUACCAGCUCAAGUACUGGAACGUCAGGAACCGACACGAUAUUACGGAGACCGUCAUCGCCCACACGCAGUGCUUCACGAGAAAUCGGGAACCGCGACACUGCUUCACCGUCCGGGAGCUAGCGCCGGACGUGGUGUACCACUUCUCGGUACGCGCCAAGAACAUUGGUACGGAAUAUUCACCAUACUCCGAAGAAGUGGAAGUAGAGACAAGAGAAAUGGCACCAGAGCCUCCGGCUAGCAUUCGGUCAUCGGAACAGACUGAGGACAGUCUCAAGAUCCAAUGGGAUCCGCCUGUCCGCAAGAACGGCGUCCUUAGAGGUUACAAGUUGAACUCAUCUCUAUCGCACACAUUCAAUGCAAUGCUGGCCAAGUCGUGGUACCCCAAGUCGGUCUUGCUGAAUAGCUCGGACUCGCCCGAGUUUUACCUGCGAGGUCUGUUCCCGGGGUCCACGUACCUGGUCUGUGUUCAGGCGAGAACCAGUGCUGGAUUCGGAAAUGCAAUUUGCGACAACUUCAGCACAAAAGCUUCGACGCCUGAAGUUCAGGUAGAGCCCAGGGUUGGUGCGAUCGUCAACAACACAGUUAGCAUCAUGCUCUACCCGGUGCACUUCAUGAAAGGACCCAUCACGGGUUACUACCUAGUCGUACUUCGCGAAGGUGAAGCCAUCCCUCGCCCCGUGAAACUGGUCAACUACAGCACCGCGCAAGACAUGAGCCUUGGCUACUACGUGGCCGCCCACCUGACGCCCGACCAAUUGAAAGAAGCGGUGGACUUCGUCGUCGGCGCUGGCAGUGUCAUCGGUGGCUUUGAAAAUCCACCGCUGACUGAUGCCACGCCGUAUCGCUUUGGACUGCUUGCCGAGAGUAACUUUUCUGGGGAAGUACUAUACGGCUACAGUCUUACAGCACCCGUCAUUGUGAAUGGUGGUAGCAGUGCUGCUGGUGCUGGCGUCGUCAUCGGAGCCAUCCUUGUGCUCCUCAUCCUCGUAAUUGCAGCAAUCGCAUUGACGUUUUACUAUCUUCGGAAGCGCCAAGCUGUUGCUUACCGCUCCAAGAGCCCCACUAAGCGCAGCAUCAAGGAGCGCCUCUCCAGACUUUCCAAGUUGGACGAGAACAGCAUGUCGGAGUCGCGCAUGACGCUGAACAUGGAGAGCAGCGAUUCGGUCAACAUGGCAGUCAUGGCCAACGGGGGGCUUCCGUCGAAGCCGGUGCCCGUGAAGCGGCUCCAGGAGCACGUCAUUCAAGGUCAAGGAAAUGGCACGCUCAAAGAAGAGUACAUGACCACGCCAAAGGGACAACUUCAUCCGUGGGAUGUCGCGAAAAAGGCUGAAAACAAAUCCAAGAAUCGCUACGGAAAUAUUCUCCCAUAUGACCACUCGAGAGUGAAACUGGCCCCAUUGCCAGAUUUUGAAAAUGCGGAUUACAUCAACGCAAGUUAUGUACCGGGUUACAGGUGCGCCCGCAAAUAUAUUGCGACGCAAGGUCCUAAGCAGACGACCCUCACAGAUUUUUGGAGGAUGGUGUGGCAAGAAGGCUGUUGCAAAGUGAUAAUGCUUACCAACCUAAAAGAGCAAGAAAAGACAAAGUGUGAACAAUACUGGCCAGAGACUUCACAGAAGUACGGUAAAUUCGUGGUCACCUUGAUGAAGACUGACACUCAGGUCGACUUUGUUGUCCGGGAAUUUGAAGUCUCACUCGAAAACAAGCCCAGGACUAUUGUCCAAUUUCACUUCACCACGUGGCCAGAUCAUGGCGUACCUCUCUAUCCGGAUGCCUUGUUGCCCUUUCUCAGGCGUAUAUGGGACUUCCAACCACACGACGACCAUCCAAUCAUUGUUCAUUGCAGCGGUGGCAUUGGCCGCACGGGAACGCUCAUCUUGGUAGACAGCAUGCUGUCGCAAGCAGAAGCAGAAGGUGAAGUCAAUUUGGUGGCCCACCUGCAUGCGAUGCGCCAGUGCAGGGUCAACCUUGUUGAGUCCCUGGAGCAGUACAUUUUCGCGUAUAUGGCUCUGGUGGAGAUACUGUGCUCGAAGAAUCACAAGCUCUCUGUGAAGGAGUUCGUGACACUGUACCAGAAACUGAAAGCCAAAAGCUCAGCAACAGGAAAGAGUGCUAUAGAGCUUGAGUACGAGGAACUAAACCGUAUAUGUCCUCUUGCGGCCCCGGAUGAGUACCAGAGUGCACGGAACGGAAAAAAUGCUGCCAAAAAUCGGUCAUCUAAACUUUUGGCAUGUGACAGCAGGAGGCCAUUCUUGAGUGUCACAGCUGACGGAUCGAAGACUGACUACAUAAAUGCCGUCUACGUGGAUGGUUUCAAGAGGCGAAAAGCGUACCUUGUGACACAACUGCCUUUGCCAGAAACAAUCGAUGACUUCUGGGAAAUGCUGGCAGGUAGUGGCUCUGUCACGCUGGUCACGCUUGGUCCUCUCCAAGAUGAGACGACACCACAGUUCUGGCCAAGUCUGAAGACAACCGUGAAGUACGGGAAAACUGUGGUGGAGCAGACAGACACUCAGGAUUUCCGAGGCCUUCUGGUUCGGACAUUCAAGGUCAUCCAUGGUUCGCGACCGGCGCGCAUCAUGAAGCAGUUCCACUCACAGUCGUGGAACAGGAACAGCACUGUGCCGAGUUCUUGCGACGUGGUACUGGAGAUACUGCAGCACGUCGACCGGUGGCAGAUGCAAGCCGAAGGAAGAACAGUCGUGGUGCAGUGCCUGGAUGGCUGCCAGGAAAGCGGCCUAUACUGUGUGUCGGCAGCGAUAUGCGAUCAGCUCAAGCUGGAACAGGAACUCGACGUGUUCCGAUCAGUGCGCAAUGUGCGCAGUAGCCGUCCCGAAUUAAUCGUCGACUCGGAGCAAUACGCCUUUUGCUACGACUUGGCUCUCAGCUUCUUGGAUACGUUCGACACCUACUCCAACUUUCAGUGAACUCGUGGUGCAUAUCUUAUUUAUGGAGGCCGUUUUCUACUGACUGCAAGAUAUUCAACAGAAUGAAAGAAAAGAGCAGUUUCGAAGUAAAAUGACGUAAUUUUUACCCGGA